CAGCUGCUCUACUUCCCCUCCCUCUCUUCCCGUGGAUGGUGUAGCUCUCUCUCUCUUUCUCUCUCUCCCUCGCAGUCUGGUGGAGCCGCACACAAGGAUUAGAGGGUUGCUGUGAGUGUCUGCUCAAAGAGAAGAAGCCAGAAGACAGACAGAGAUAUAAAAAAAAAAAAAAAAAAAAGAUUCUCCAGAAAAGGAUAGCCUUACUAUUGUGGAUAAGUGAUCUGAUUUACCUUUACACAGGCUCUUCCUCUCAUCUCACGCCAAGCUGAAGCCCUGCUGAGCCUUCACCUGGGGGAGAGCAGAUAAGCCAAGGGACUAUAUAGCCUGGACCUCCACACAGGGAGCCAUGUGAGUGGCACCCCUCCACCCACUUCACACUACAGAGGUCCCCCCACAGUCUGCUCUCAAAGCUGGGGAAACACAACCAGGAUUUUGUUCCCCUCCGUGGAGCCUUCACUUUCAGGGCUUGCGUGGAGGGACUCUCCAGGCUCGGCGUACCCCAGCGGGAAACACUUAUCUCUAGGCACUGGUCGGGGUGUGAGUGCCCCCUGGUCUGGAGGCCAGCCAGCAGCACUCCAGCACCAUGGAUUACCUGUUUGGGAUUUUAGUGCUGCUCUGUGGGGCGGUGCAGCCGGGAAGAGGUGAUGAGUCCAAGCACAACGUACCCAGACUAAAGCUGUCAUACAAGGAGAUGUUAGAGACCAGUAACCUCGUCACCUUCAAUGGCUUGGCCAACAGCUCGAGCUACGAUGCUUUCCUAUUGGAUGAGGAGCGAGGGAGACUACUGGUCGGAGCCGAGGACCACAUCUUCUCAUUCGACCUCGUCAACAUUAACAGAGACCACAAACAGAUUGCGUGGCCUGCCACCCCCUCUAAGAGGGAUGAAUGCAAGUGGGCAGGGAAAGACCUUGGGAAAGAGUGUUCUAACUUCAUCCGGGUCCUCCAGCCCUACAACCAGACCCACAUGUACAUCUGUGGCACAGGAGCCUUCCACCCCAUCUGUUCUUUUCUAGAAAUGGGCAAAAGAGCAGAGGACAACAUCUUUCGACUUGCUUCGCAUUUCGAGAACGGCCGCGGGAAAAGCCCCUACGACCCCAAAAUGCUCUCGGCCUCGCUUCUGAUCGAUGGAGAGCUGUACUCUGGCACAUCUGCUGAUUUCAUGGGAAGGGACUUUGCUAUUUUCCGUACCCUGGGAGAUCAUCAUCCAAUCAGAACAGAGCAGCAUGAUUCAAGAUGGCUUAAUGACCCCAGGUUCAUAAGUGUUCACUUGAUCCCGGAAAGUGACAACCCCGAAGACGACAAGAUCUUCCUGUUUUUCAAAGAGAACGCCAUGGACGGAGAGCACACUGGCAAGGCUACCAUCGCCAGGAUAGGACAACUGUGUAAGAAUGACAUGGGAGGUCACAGGAGUCUGGUGAACAAGUGGACCACUUUUCUCAAGGCCCGGCUAAUGUGUUCAGUGCCCGGGGUCAACGGCAUUGAUACACACUUUGAUGAGCUACAGGACGUGUUCCUCAUGAGCUCCAAGGACCCGAAAAAUCCACUUAUCUACGCUGUAUUCACCACAUCCAGUAACAUCUUUAAAGGCUCAGCAGUGUGCAUGUACAACAUGGCAGACAUCAGGAGGGUUUUCCUGGGCCCCUACGCCCACAGAGAUGGACCCAACUACCAGUGGGUGCCUUUCCAAGGGAGGGUGCCCUACCCGCGCCCUGGAACUUGCCCCAGCAAGACAUUUGGAGGAUUCGACUCCACAAAAGACCUCCCUGAUGAUGUCAUCACCUUCGCCAGGGGUCACCCAGCCAUGUACAACCCAGUGCACCCGAUAGGCGGGCGUCCCAUCAUGGUGCGGACAGACGUGGACUACCAGUUCUCCCAGCUGGUGGUGGACAGAGUGGAGGCAGAGGACGGACAGUAUGACGUCAUGUUCAUCGGGACAGACAUGGGCACCGUACUGAAGGUGGUGACAAUCCCCAGAGAGAGCUGGCAUGACCUGGAAGAGGUGGUGCUUGAAGAGAUGACUGUCUUCCGGGAGCCUACUCCCAUUACUGCUAUGGAGCUGUCCACAAAGCAGCAACAGCUGUACCUCGGCUCGGGCCUGGGUGUAUCACAGAUGUCUUUACACCGUUGCGAGGUGUAUGGGAAAGCUUGCGCUGAGUGCUGCCUGGCCAGAGACCCUUAUUGCGCCUGGGACGGCAGAAAUCGAAUAUUUCCUGCCAAGAGGCGAACCAGGCGACAGGACAUCAGAAACGGAGACCCUCUCUCCCAGUGCUCAGAUCUGCAGCAUCACGAUGACACGGAUGGCUUAGGAGGCAGCGUGGAGGACAGGAGUGUGUAUGGCGUGGAGAACAGCAGUAUGUUCCUGGAGUGCAGCCCCAAGUCUCAGAGAGCGCUCGUUUACUGGCAGCUGCAGAAGCCCAACGACGACCGCAAGCUCGAGAUCAAGCGAGAUGACAGGGUGCUGCGUACAGACCAGGGUCUGCUCAUACGCAGUCUGGCUCAGUCUGACACAGGUAUCUACCACUGCCAAGCUGUUGAACACGGCUUUAUCCAGCCCCUACUGCGCCUCAAUCUCCAGGUCAUCCCCGCCCAGAGACUGGGUGACAUCCUACCUGGACUUUCCAGUGCGGGGGGUGGGGUAGGUCACUCUCCCAAGCACAGGCUGUGGUAUCGAGACUUCCUGUCUCUCUUAGACCACCCAGACCUCAACAGCGUGGAGGAGUUUUGCGAUCAAGUUUGGAAGAAAGAACGAAAACAGAAGAGGGUGAAGACGCCCAAUGGCAACAGUCAGGGUAAACCCGACAGCACCGGUGGUUCUAACCCUGCAUUAAGACCUAAAGCUUUGGCUCCCAAUGCUCAGAAGCAGCAAGCCAGUCCACCACAGAGCAGGCCAUGGCCCCAGGCUGGAGCUCCAACAGUGGAAGGGCCAGCACGGAGCCAGACUACCCAGAAAGGUCAACCGAAUCUGGGUACGUUGACUGGCCAGGCACCUAAGAACAAUCAGAAGACGCAGAACGUCCAGAAGGGGCAGGGCAGCCUGGCUGGUUCUCAGGCCGCGGGGGGGUCUCGGGCGAGCAGCCAGCACACGGCCAAAUGGAGACGGAUGCAGGAAAAUAAGAAGGGACGCAACAGGAGGACCCAUGAGCUUCAAAGACCCCCACGUAGCGUUUGAGGAAAAAGCACAGAGAUGCACACAUGCAGCCAGAUCUACACACACAAGCACAAACCGAUGCAUCCACACAUGAAAACACAAACACAUUCUAUAGAUUGUGUUUCCAAUGUAUGAUUCAGUGACCUCGCCAUAACAACAGCAGAACAAAGACCCAUAAAAAAACAGCAGCGCACACUUUUAGGUAGAAAUACAUGAGCUGCACUCUUGUAACACCAUAAAGCUCUCAUUCAAAGACACAUACACAAAUGCACAUAACCUGUGAAGAGGACAAAGAUGAACAGAGGACUGUAAAACUGGAAUGCAUACUGUAAAUGUGUGAGGAUAUGGCUGGUUGCCUGGGAUACUGCCUGGCAGACACUUCAACCUCCUGUACAUAAGCUACUAAAAUAGGACUGGGACAGAAAUGUUUAGUGAGGUGUUUGUUGGUAAGCAGGUGGACUUAAAAUGCUGAGAGGACAGUUGUGGAGACGUUAAUAGAUACACAGACAUUUGUGGAAGCAGAAAGAAUGCAUCCACUGCAAUCUGCUGCCCUCUUUGACCUGAGCAUGUGAACCGCAAGAUAAUGUACAUGGAUUGGAUUAAAAACUCUUAUUUUGAAGAACUGUCUGAGGAGAAAACAACCUUCCAUCCAGUCUUUCGAGUGAAGACAACAGCACUCUUAAAGGAGGAACGGGAAGGGUUGCACCAGUGGCCCUCAUGUUGUUCAAAAACAAAUAGAAGCAUUAUUACAUGCAAAAACUGCAAAGUCAUACCAUGGUGCAAAGAAAGUGCUUCGUUAUAACCUUCUCCACCUGAGGCUGGGAAAGCAUUGUGCAUGUUGUUGUCAAUCAAUGUUUUAAUAAGCUAGUUAUUUUAUGGAAUUCUAAAAGCUUUUUUUUUUUUUUUUUCUUUUUUUUUUUUUUUUUACACCCUACCUAAAAUAAAUGUUACAUGUCCCUUUUAUAUUUCCUUUCCAGACCUGUGCUUCUAUUUUUGGGGCAAAAAAUUGCAAGCAACAUAGUAGUCUCAUUGUGCAUUAUCCCUUCUGCUCUUGAGGAUUCUAUGUAAGUUAUUAUGUUGUUGCUUUUUCUGGGAUUUAUAGAAUCUGGGCACGAAUUCCAGUUGUAGGCUAUGCUAAAAACCCAGUCUGAAAUAGACUGGCAGUUGUUUUGUGUACAUAUAUACAACAAACUUAACUCUCUGUGUAUAUAGAGUACAUAUACAGUACAAGAACACCACUUGAUUAUUAUUUAUUGUUCAUUGUUUUGUGAAAGGGUUGCAUUUAUUUUUGAUAUUACGGUAUUUUUGGCUCAUCAAUAUAUUGGAGAAACAAUGGCAACAGCAACUGAGAAAACUUUGAUGGACCAACUGGCUGAAAUUGUGUCAAGGAAUCCCUUUUUGGGGAGAAAAUGGUUGACAAUGACUUAAGUUUAGGAGCACCAUUUCAGGGGCUUGUGUCAUUAAUACAUUUUUGACAGAGAUCCCGCUAACAAUAAGCACAAUUUUUUUUUCUUUUUACUUUCAUAACAGAUGCUUUCAUUACGUUUUAUUUUUUCCCAAAUCCAUCCACGUCUUCAUUCAUCCAGUAUCCAUUAUGUGUAAGAUAAUUCCCCAAACGGAAAAACAUUAGCUGUGAAUCUCUGUAAGAAAUAGUGGAGAAAAAUGUUAAAUUUAGUCUGAAGGAGAAGACACGUUUAUACUGCAUGUGAAUGCUACCUACAGUAAGUGCAUCUUUUUAUCGUCUCUACGUGUUUUGUGUGAGAGGUAAAGUUCCCUUAAAGCAAGGUGUGAAUUACUUUUGUCCUUUUGCCAAAACAGUGAUAUUAACAACUAAUGAUACUCUGGCCAAAGCUGUAGAUCCAAGCUCCUUAAACUUUGAUUCAACAAUGGUACCCCCUGUCUCCCCUGUCCCCUUAAUACAUGACAAGAGUAAUGUGGCAAUGCAAUAAAUUAGCAGAUAGUGUUCUCGACCAAAACUCCAAAGUUUGGUGUGUCCUGAUUCAGGUCUCUCUCUCUCUCUCUCUUUGUUAGAAAAGUGAGAGAUCUGAAAGUUACUGCUGCUGUAACACAGUUCUUUCUGGCAUGCAUUCAGUUGUCUAAAUAAACAUCUCCGUUACAAAAAAAAUGGUCCCCUUGUUCUCAUUUAAGUCAAAAA
Molecule: messenger RNA, 5303 nt
Organism: Perca fluviatilis (European perch)
Lineage: Eukaryota; Metazoa; Chordata; Actinopteri; Perciformes; Percidae
Product: semaphorin-3ab-like
Biological process (GO): negative regulation of axon extension involved in axon guidance; positive regulation of neuron migration; negative chemotaxis
Molecular function (GO): neuropilin binding; semaphorin receptor binding; chemorepellent activity
Source: RefSeq, a predicted model, not a curated record